AUCAAUAUAUGUUAUGUCAUGUAUAUUCAAUUAUGUAUGUAAGGGAGGAAUUAAGGAGGUUUAAACACCCCCAUUGCAAAUGGCAAUUUGUAAUAUUUUCUCAAAUUACUCAUUUCUAAAAAAUACUAUUUUCAACAAAAAUUUUCUGCUUAUUUUAAGCCUUUUAUAAGGUAAAAAAACGCCAUUUAAAAUUCAUUUUACCACAUGGUGAAACCAAUGCACCCCUCCUUGUCUCUCACUUAAAAUUAUGAAGUAGCUCCAUCUACAUGUGACAACGUUUGAAACUGCAUUUUUAAAAAGGUUUUGAAGAAGACGCAUUGCUGCUUAGGCGCUACUUAGACAAUUUCUUAAGAGGAAAGAUGAAAAACACUUAUUUCAGCUAAUUGAAAAACAAGCAAGUCAUGUGUUUCAUUACCGAAAACUUAACAAGCAGCGGAAGUGCAUGCUAUCUGGCCUUAUUUCUUAUACUCUUAUCCACCUUCUACUACUUUAUCCGAUCACGUGGCCUACCGCCUGGACCUACAGGCUUUCCCUAUAUAGGAUACUGGCCUUUCUUUGAUGCUUCGACUAUACAUUUCCAAUUGGAAGAGUUAAGAAAAAAAUAUGGUGACGUUUUCAGCUUUACCGUUACAGGUCGCCUGUACAUAUCUUUAUGUUCGUAUAAUGCCAUAAGAGAAGUAGAAUUUAAAAAACCACAAGAUUUUGAAACGAGGGCAUCCGGUUAUAAUCUACUAAACUAUUAUUUUCAAGAUGGGAUAGCUUUUUCAAAUGGAGAGGAAUGGAAAGUUCAGAGAAAAUAUUACAUUCAGCAACUCAAAGAGCUUGGAAUGACGACCUUCAGAGAGGAGCGAAAAGGGCCCAUUUAUGAUGCCGUCAAUCAUUGUGUAAAAGACUUGGAGAAAAUUGGUGGUAAGCCAGUGGAUUUAACUGAGAUUAUUGUGAAAGGAAGCAGCGAAAUUUUGAGGACUACUCUAUUUGCGGGAGAAGAAGAUUUCACAUGUGAAGAUAUAAAGGAUGUCUGCCAUUCUUAUGAAUUUACGUUGCAAAACAUGACUGGACCAAACCUUCUCCUGAUUGGAGAUUUUGCUAAGUAUUUUAUUCAUCCAUUUACGAAGGGUCACCACUUGGCAAUGGAGCACUUUAAUAUCCUGAUCAAAAAAAUAUUCAAAAUGUUGAACAAACACAAAUCAAGUUUCAACGAGAAUAAUGUAAGGAAUGAUAUCUUCGACAGAUACUUCAAAGAGAGGUCAGAUAGAUUGGCAAGAAACGAUCCUACAGCUCAAUAUUUCACGGACAAGGCACUGGUUAAUUCCAUGUUUGUAUUUAUCGGUGAUGGUGUAAUGACCGUGGGAGUUUUUGUAUGCACAUUUUUCAAGGCACUCUUGGACCAUCCCGAAGAGCAAGAGAAAAUCUACAAUGAGCUGGUGGACGUAGUGGGAGUGGACAGGGAUCCAGGCAUUGAAGACAAGAGUAGACUGCCUUAUACCAAUGCAUUUAUCUUAGAAGUUACUAGAACGAGCGAAGUUCUUCCAUUCAUCCCAGAACUAGAGUGUACAAGAGAAACAAUUAUUCAAGGGCAUAGAAUACCGAAAGGGUCUGUUAUGAUGAUUAAUGUUUGGGCAGCUCAUCACGAUCCGAAUGAAUACGAAGAGCCACAUAAAUUUAAUCCCUCUAGAUACAUUCCUGAAAAGGGAAAGAAAAAACCAGAAGCUCCGAUUUUAUUUGGAACUGGGAGGAGAGCUUGCAUUGGUGAAGGAUAUGUAAUGGCUCAGACAUUUCUUUUCCUUACAACUAUUGUUAAACAUUUCCGUUUAACUAAAGCAACGGAUGAAGACAAAAAUGCACUGUUCCUUGUUGGCAAAAUGGAAGUUUGUGCCCAUCCUAGAAACCCGACAUAAAAACCACUGUUGAUGAUGGUACCAUUAAUAAAUAAUUUUUACUUGCAAA
Parasteatoda tepidariorum (common house spider) is the source of this 1947-nucleotide messenger RNA. RefSeq names its product cytochrome P450 2F3. Gene Ontology annotation, cellular component: cytoplasm; intracellular membrane-bounded organelle. Gene Ontology annotation, biological process: xenobiotic metabolic process. The record is from RefSeq and is a predicted model, not a curated record. Gene Ontology annotation, molecular function: oxidoreductase activity, acting on paired donors, with incorporation or reduction of molecular oxygen, reduced flavin or flavoprotein as one donor, and incorporation of one atom of oxygen; steroid hydroxylase activity; heme binding. NCBI's taxonomy places the organism in Eukaryota, Metazoa, Arthropoda, Arachnida, Araneae, Theridiidae.